Paraphaeosphaeria sporulosa is the source of this 2277-nucleotide messenger RNA. Its product is annotated as nicotinate-nucleotide diphosphorylase. The record is from RefSeq and is a predicted model, not a curated record. Gene Ontology annotation, biological process: quinolinate catabolic process; NAD+ biosynthetic process. Gene Ontology annotation, molecular function: nicotinate-nucleotide diphosphorylase (carboxylating) activity. The coding region runs from base 1 to 2277 and encodes 758 amino acids. Gene Ontology annotation, cellular component: cytoplasm. Lineage: Eukaryota; Fungi; Ascomycota; Dothideomycetes; Pleosporales; Didymosphaeriaceae. The transcript has 6 exons.
AUGACUGAGGGCGCCCCAGCACACGGAUCCGUGGCGCAUCUGCUUCCGCAGACGUACAAGCGUCAGGUCGCUGAGUGGCUUGAAGAGGACACUCCAAGCUUCGACUACGGCGGCUUCGUUGUAGGCGAAGAAAUAUCAGAAGCCAAGCUCUUGGGAAAGAGCGAGCCGAUCAAACACUGUGCAACGGUGCGUGGCCCAGUACGAAAGUUGCUCCUUGGCGAACGAGUGGCCCUCAACACAUUGGCACGAUGCUCAGGCAUAGCGACCAAAUCAAAUCGCCUCUUACGAAUGCUCCGCGAAGCUGGAUACCCCAAUAUACUUGCCGGCACUCGAAAGACAACGCCGGGCUUCAGGCUUGUCGAGAAGUACGGAAUGCUUGUUGGUGGUGUUGAUGCCCAUCGUGUCGACCUCUCCGCCAUGACUAUGCUCAAAGAUAACCACAUUGUUGCUGCAGGAAGUAUUACCAACGCCGUACGAGCUGCCAAGUCUGCCGGUGGCUUCGCUAUCAAGGUGGAGGUAGAGUGCCAAAGCUUUGAGGAAGCAGACGAAGCCAUUGCAGCUGGCGCAGAUAUUGUCAUGCUGGACAACUUCACAUCAGACGGGGUCAAGAUUGCAGCUGCUCAACUUAAAGAAAAAUGGGGGAGAGGCACGGGUGAUCGAAAGGCAUUCUUGGUCGAGGUCAGCGGAGGACUGACCGAGGAAAAUGUUGCGCCGUACGUCUGCGCAGAUGUGGACAUUGUGAGCACGAGCAGCAUUCAUCAAGGCGUCAAGCAUGUCGACUUCUCGUUGAAGAUCGUACCCAAAGGCAAAGAUACACAGAAGACCAGCGGAGAGAGCCUAGAGGUCUUACCAUCGUCCCAAUUGGCUUUCCAGAUCAGUACGGAACGACUGCUGGAUGUGUAUUACGAGAAUUACUGGGCAGCGUACCCUAUCCCAUUACCCAAGCAUCAUCUGAAUCAGCGGAGGCUGGAAAGCAAUCACGGCAUGGACAAGCUAUUGUUGGUUUUACAAUACAUUGGAUCUAUCUUCGCUCCAUGGACUCAUCCUGAACCUCACUAUGAGGCCGCUGAAAAAGCGCUUGGGUCGACAGAUCUCCCCCGGACGCCCUGGAAUGUACUAGCAUUGAUGAUAUUUGCCACUGCGCAACUUCAUACCAAUCGGACACGCGAAUCUCGCCGCUCUCUUGACACGGCCACUUGCAUAGCGAUGGAGCUAUGCAUGAACACGAAAGAAUUCGCCGUAGCGUAUGGCGAAGGAAGCCCAGUCCUAGAGGAAUCUUGGAGGAGGACGUAUCACUUCUUAGCGCUAACGGACCAGCACUUCUCUAUCAUUGUCAAUAACCCGAUGUGCGCAUUGAUGAACGUACCAAAUCUGGCUGAUCUACCUUGCGAUGAUGAGUUCUAUGAAUCAGGUAACAUUCCGCCUCCGAAAACGUGGCAACAAUACGACAUGAGGGAAUUCGAUGAUGUUGAGGUUGUGUACUCAUCACUGGCUUACCUAGCCGACAUUUCCAGGAUCACCCGCUAUAUCAUGAAGUCUUUCAUGGAGACCGGAGUGUUCAACGCGGCCUUCGUAGCAACAGUCGACGCGAAGAUUGCUAUCUGGCACUCUCUUCUCCCAGCUUCAAAACGAGACCCGAUGCGACAAGAUGGGACUGUGGAUGAAGUUAUGUUCCUGGCCCAUCUGAUGGCUUCAAUUCUAACGAUGGCAUCGCAUCGGCCCUUCUCUUCCCUCGAGUACAGCUUUGAGGAACUCACUACAUCGAGCUUCUCUCCUUCUGUUCCAUUCAUGGAUGCGCCAAAGCAGGUUCGUCCGGUCCAUACAGCGAGGACUCUCAAAGCAUGCGAUAUGCAAACAAAGCUGCUCGCGAUACCCUGUGCUUCCGAAAGGCAUAACAUCAUGACUGGAUGUAUUGUGGCCUCGAUAGCCACUGCACAGAUAGCUGCAUGCAAGCUCCUGGAUGACCAUGCUCUCUCCAUAGCUCGUGAUCGUGUGCGAUUGAGCAUCGGCUAUCUAAACGCUAUGGGCCAGUUCUGGACAACAUCCGCGACAAUGGCGAAAGAAGUUCGCUUCGUGGCUCGGAGUGCGCUCACCGGAUUGCCUAACCCGAUAGCAAGUCACCCGGAGCCCGCUGUAGAGAUUGAGAUACCCCGGUAUGAGUUGGGCUGGCCACUCGAUCCCUCAGUGCAGAUUGACAUAUACGCCGGCAUGACCAUUCCGAUGGAUUUGGACGCGCAGACGACGGGCUACACAUCUUCAUCGACUUCGAGUUUAUGA